This is a messenger RNA of Fukomys damarensis (Damara mole-rat), 1486 nucleotides long. RefSeq names its product thymus, brain and testes associated (gene Tbata). NCBI's taxonomy places the organism in Eukaryota, Metazoa, Chordata, Mammalia, Rodentia, Bathyergidae. The record is from RefSeq and is a predicted model, not a curated record. The transcript has 10 exons. The coding region runs from base 301 to 1341 and encodes 346 amino acids.
CUUCCCACCCAGCUGUCCCACCAACUGAGGCUGGAGAGAUACUCUGGACACGGUGGUUGGUCUUCUCCAAGAGACAACCCCUGAGGAAUGAUCUCCAGGGCAACACUUCCAUGCCCUGUCAGGCGAGGUGCAGCUGAUAAAGCUGGGACCUGGCACAAACAGCAUCCUUAGCCUCUCCGCCUGCUCACAGCUGGCCAAACCAGUCAGUCAGCCUUCUCUCCCCGGGUCCCCACUGGAAGUGCUGGAUGGGGAGUGGAGGAGGAGCUUGGAAGGACGAGAGAAAGUCCUCGAAACAUUACAAUGGCGGCGGAGGUGAGGACUCAGUUGGUUGAACAUCCACUGACAAGUCCUAAGGCUGAGCUGAAACCUGAAAAGUCCGGGCACAGGCCAGAGAGCCACGGGGAUGGUGGGCCACAGAAAGAACCGGUGAUCCCAGGCAUUGUGGAUUUGGAGCUGAUCCAAGAGGUGCUGAAGACCCCCAAACCCAAAACCGCCAGCACCUACCGCUUUGGCCGUCUCAGCCACCACUCCUUCUUCUCCAGGCACCACCCCCACCCCCAGCGUGUGACCCACAUCCAAGAUCUCACUGGGAAGCCCGUCUGUGUCGUGAGGGACGAGUUCUCUCUGACCCCCUUGACUCAGUCCACACUCUUACCCCGCUGUCUGAUGGGGAUGCCCACCAUCUCCGUCCCCAUUGGGGACCCACAUUCUAAUCGGAACCCCCGGCUCUCUUCUCAGGCCUGGAAGAGGGAGUUGAAGGAGCUGGCUUCCCGAGUGGCUGUCUUUACCAAGGAGAAAGAGCUAAAGAACAAAGAGAAGGAAGAGCCCCCAAGGGAGCAAGGAGCAAAGUACUCUGCUGAGACCGGAAGGCUCAUUCCUGCCUCCACCCGAGCUCUCAGUCGCCGCAGCUUCCACCAACGGAGCCACCCUUCCAGCAGAAACAGAGGAGCCCAGGCCUCCCUCCUGCAGGACCAGGAGCUUCUGAUCCUAGAGCUCCUCUGCCAGAUCCUACAGACAGAUUCGCUGAGCGCCAUCCAGUUCUGGCUCCUCUAUGCGCCUCCUCAGGAGAAAGACCUUGCCCUAGGACUCCUGCAGACCGCAGUGGCUCAGCUCCUCCCCCAACCCCUAGAAUCCAUUCCGGCAGAAACACUCUUGGACCAGCUUCAAGAAGUCCAACAGCCACCUCAAGAGAGGCCACAGGCACCCUACAGUCAAUCCCUGAAGAAGUCUCCACCUCUGCCCCAAAGUGAAAAACCAGUGUACAUCGGAAAAGCUCAAGUCCUCAAGGUGCACUCUGGCAAAGAGGAAGAGGAGAAAGCAUCCAAGCCAAAGCAAAGUUAGGUGACUUCGCCUGCUUCGCUCUUGGGUGGCCCCUGAGUUCCAGGAGUGCCUGGCCUGCCACCUCUACUGAGCCCCUGAUCACUUACCACAGAGCCUGCUAAAUAAAGUUGUCCUCUUUCAGAGGGGACAGUCCCACUCCCCUAGC